AUGUUCAACCUGCAGAUCGAUAUGCCUCACAGAGUGGAGUCUAAUAUUCGCAACCUCUUCCACGUGGCCUAUGUUCUGAUUAAGUUUGCCAACUCUCCUCGACCAGACCUCUGGGUGCUAGAACGUUCCACCGACUUCGGAGAGACCUACCAGCCGUGGCAGUUCUUCGCCUCUUCUAAGAGAGACUGCAUUGAGCGCUUCGGACAGCGAACCAUCGAACGGAUCAACUCUGACAACGACGUCAUCUGUACCACUGAAUACUCCCGCAUCGUACCCCUGGAGAAUGGAGAGGUGGUGGUGUCUCUAGUGAACGGGCGUCCCGGGGCUAUGAACUUCUCCUACUCUCCAGUCCUGAGGGAUUUCACCAAGGCCACCAACAUCCGUCUCCGUUUCCUCAGAACCAACACCCUCCUGGGACACCUGAUGGGCAAGGCCCUCCGCGACCCCACCGUCACACGCAGGUAUUACUACAGUAUCAAGGACAUCAGUAUCGGAGGACGCUGUGUGUGUAACGGACACGCUGAGGCCUGCGACCCACACGACCCCAACGACCCCUACAAACUGCAGUGUGAUUGCCAGCACAACACUUGUGGGAAGUCAUGUGACCAGUGUUGCCCCGGAUUCAACCAGCUACCAUGGAAACCAGCGACCAUUUACAAGGCUAACGAGUGUGAACGUGCGUGUUAUCUGUUUCAUUCAAUAAGUCAGCCGAACCAACGUAUCGGAGGGAAACGUCUGAUGACAGAGUCAGCGAACCAACGUAUCGGAGGGAACCGCGUUCCGACAGAGUCAGCGAACCAGGUAUCGGAGGGAUACGUUCCGACAGAGUCAGCCGAACCAACGUAUCGGAGGGAAACGCGUUCUCAGAACCAACGUGAUGACAGAGUCAGCCGAACCAACGUAUCGGAGGGAACCGCGUUCCGACAGAGUCAGCCGAACCAAGGUAUCGGAGGGAAACGCGUUCCGACUGAUGACAGAGUCAGCCGAACCAACGUAUCGGAGGGAACGCGUUCCGACAGAGUCAGCCGAACCAACGUAUCGGAGGGAAACGCGUUCCGACUGAUGACAGAGUCAGCCGAACUAACGUAUCGGAGGAAACGCGUUCCGACAGAGUCAGCCGAACCAACGUAUCGGAGGCGCCGCAUUCCGACAGAGUCAGCCAACCAACGUAUCGGAGGGAAACGUUCCGACAGAGUCAGCCGAACCAACGUAUCGGAGGGAAACGCGUUCCGACAGAGUCAGCCGACCAACGUGAUCGGAGGGAAACGCGUUCCGACAGAGUCAGCUUGCAGGCAACGUAUCGGAGGGGAAACGUUCCGUCCAGCCGAACCAACCCAUAUUUCUUUCCGAGAGUCGUGUCGGAGGGAAACUCCGACUGAUGACAGAGUCAACAACUCGUUUGGAGGGAAACGUUACAGAGUCACGAACCAACGUAUCGGAGGGAAACGCGUUCGACAGAGUCAGAGUAUCGGAGGAGCGUUCCGCAUCAAACCAACGUAUCGGAGGGAAACGCGUUCCGACAGAGUCAGGCAUCACACCGCUGGUGUCAACUGUGAGCGCUGUAUCCUCACCUACUACAGAUCACCUGACCAUCCCCUGGACUCCCCAUUGGCCUGCUCCCCCUGUGUGUGCCGGUCAGAGUUCACAGAUGGUACCUGUGAGGAUCUGACGGGUCGGUGUUACUGUAAACCCAGCUACACCGGAGAGAACUGUGACACCUGUGCUGAGGGAUACAUUAAAUUCCCAGACUGCUACUCCAUAGCAACCUACCUCAACAACAACAAUAGCAACAGAGAAGCUAAACCUGCCGGAGAAAUCAUCACAUGUCGAUGCUCAGGCGCCGGGUGCCAGGGUGGUAGGUGUGAUACGCUGACUGGGCAGUGCCAGUGUCACCAAGGCUUCCAGGGCUACUCAUGUGACCAGUGUGCUCCAGGCUACUUCAACUACCCCCUCUGCCAACUGUGUGGCUGCAGCAGCGUGGGUUCCCUCCCAGAGGGCUGUGAUUGGUCUGGACGGUGUGUGUGUCGUCCAGAGUUCCAGGGACCGCGAUGUGAGCAGUGUAGAUCAGGCUUCCACUCCUACCCCAACUGCCAAGUGUGCACCUGUGAUCCUCACACCUCCCUGGGCUCCAGCUGCAGUGUGUCGGGCCACUGCCACUGCAGACCCAACUACAGCGGCACCGCCUGUGACCAGUGUGCUCCUGGUUUCUACGGCUUCCCCAGCUGCACGCCUUGUCAUUGCUCAAUUGAGGGCUCCAGGUUCAGUAGCUGUGACCAGGUGAGUGGUCAGUGUACCUGUCUACCCAACGUAGCCUGGGACAGACUCUGUGACACCUGCAGCUCUGGAACCCACGGAUUCCCUCUCUGCCAAGCUGACACAUGUAACCCAGCCGGUUCUGUACAGAACGAGGUCCUGCCAACCGUUGGCUCCUGUGAGUGUCUUCUCUAUGUGGAGGGAGUGGCCUGUGACAGGUGUAAACCCCUGUUCUGGAACCUGUCACCUGACACCGUCUAUGGGUGCUCCAACUGUGAAUGCAACGUUGAAGGGACAAUGGGUGGUGUGGCAGAGUGUGCUCAGAGUAAUGGCCAGUGUCCCUGUAAGCCCAAUGCGUGCGGUGGCACCUGCUCUGUGUGUAAAGAUGGAUUCUUCAACCUGCAGAGUGACAGCUUCUUCGGCUGUCAAGGCUGUCAGUGUGACAUUGGAGGAUCAGUGGGGCAGUCCUGUGGGGAGAGGAACGGGAGAUGUCGCUGCAGACCCAACGUAGAGGGACCCAAGUGUAACAGGCCUCGUCCGGACCACUACUUUCCAGACCUGCACCACCUGAAGUUUGAGAUAGAGGAGGGUACCACGCUGGACGGGCGGCCGGUGCGUUUCGGCUAUAACCCCGCGGAAUUUGAAAGGUUCAGCUGGAGAGGGUACGCUCAGAUGUCCCUAAUACAGUCUAAGGUGGUGGUUCAAGUCUCGGUUAGCUCUCCGGACCUGUUUCAAAUAGUCUUGCACUAUGUGAACCGCGGUGGCCUGGACAUGAUGGGCAGGGUGUGUAUCCUGGAAGAUGGGAAUAACUCCACGUGUGGCAACUGCUCAGAACAGUCCAAACAGAUUGUGUUUGCCCCCAGCUCAGAACCUACCUUCGUCAAUGUGCCCCAGAAUAACUUUGUAGAACCAUUCGUCCUUAACCCUGGUACCUGGACGGUAAUCAUCGAAGCUGAGGGCAUACUGCUGGACUACCUGGUGCUCCUGCCCAGUGCCUACUAUGAAGCUCCCAUUCUCCAGAUCAAAGUGACUGAGCCAUGCUCCUACAGGCCUGCACCGGAUACCAGCCACAACUGUUUGCUCUACAAGUAUCUGUCUCUGGAUGGGUUCCCCUCCAUCUCUGGUAACGAUGCCAGCUGCCGGUUCGACAACCACCUGCCCAGAACCUGUCACCAGGAGAGGAUCACCCCUUUCCACCUGGACAUGGCCGUCUGCAGUGGCAGCAAUCUAAAUGUCCAGCUGCGUAGCCCUGAUCCCGGGGACUAUGUUCUGGUGGACACACCAGCACCACGGCUGCACUGCAAAUACAGUUUCCUGUGUCGGGUGGUGACCAUCGAUGAGAUGAAUCGCGUGGCUGUCUUUACUCUCCCUACUGAUGCUGAGGUCCAACUGAUCGCUGACAGAGCCAGCUUCCUCCUGCACAAAGUGUACCUGGUUCCUCGGGAGAAGUUCACUAUGGAAUACCUGGCGCCUAAGGUCCACUGUAUCUCACCUGACAGUUCGUCCUGUAUCAUGUCGAGGUUCCAGACCCCGUCUGAUUCGCUGGUGUUGAAGGAAGGUCAAGGGUUAUCGGUCCAGGAGCCCCCCCUAGAGCCGGCAGGAGCCCGUCCUCCCACCGCGGCGGAUAACGUGGACCACUUCCGCCUUGAUAACAGCCAGAAUGCAGCAGUGUACUCUGGCCGUGUCCAUACUCUGGGUCGCUAUGUAUUCAUCCUCCACUACCACCAGCCCCUCCACCCCACCUACCCUGUCCAGGUCUUCAUCAACGGGGGACGCAUCUGGCAGGGCCAUGCCAACGCCUCUUUCUGUCCCCAUGGUUAUGGUUGCCGUAGCGUUCUGAUCUCCGAGAACCAGAUCAUUCUGGACGUGACGGACAACGAGAUCUUCCUGACUGUCCAGGUCCCCGAUGGCAAAACACUCUGGCUGGACUAUAUUCUGGUGGUACCAGAGAGAAUCACCUAUAACCUAUGCUACAGCUACAGUUACCUGUCUGAAGAACCUCUGGACAAAUCAUAUGACUUCAUCAUAUAACCUAGACUCAUCAGCAACUGUGGACAGAACAGCUUCUACAUCAGUGAUCCUGCCACAGCCUCUCCAUUCUGUCGUAGUUCAGCCAUCUCUCUCUCUGCGUUCUUCAACAACGGUGCCUUGCCCUGCGGGUGCCAUGAGGUGGGCGCGGACAGCGAUACCUGCCAGCCCUUCGGCGGGCAGUGCCAGUGCAGACCGAACGUCAUCGGCAGGGACUGCUCACAGUGUGCCACGGGCUACUGGGGGUUCCCCAACUGUAGAGCGUGUCAGUGUGGUACACGGCUGUGUGAGCCGGUGACUGGAGACUGUAUCUGCCCACCGAGGACCCUGCUCCCAGAGUGUAUCCAGUGUGAGCCCCAGACGUUCGGCUGUCAUCCUCUGGUCGGCUGUGAGGCCUGCAACUGUUCCCGUCCUGGGGUCACCACCCCCAACGUCAGCUGUGACACCGACAGUGGACAGUGCAGAUGCAAGAACAACAUCAUUGGUCGUCAGUGUGAUCGCUGCACCCAUGGUUUCUAUGGUUACCCCAACUGUAGGCCAUGUGACUGCAACGACGCGGGGAUGACAGAGGAGGAAGUGUGUGACUCUUACACGGGACGAUGCCUCUGCAAGGAGAAUGUCCAGGAUGGUCGUUGUGACCAGUGCAGAGUGGAGACCUUCCACCUUGACCCCGCCAACCCUAAAGGCUGCACUUCCUGUUUCUGUUUCGGAGCCACCAACCGCUGUCGCAGCUCAGAGAAACGACGGACUGAGGUGAUGGACAUGAUGGUCUGGGUGCUGCUGGGAACAGACAGACAGGAAGUUCCUGUGACAGUAUAUCCUGAUCAGCAUGUGGUGGAGGCGGACCUUAGUGACGUACCUGAUGUCUACCAAGACCUCCUCUGGCACGCUCCUAGAACGUACCUGGGGGACAAGGUUUCGUCUUAUGGAGGCUAUCUGCGGUAUCGUCUGCACACUCAAACUAUGAGAGGAGAUGUUCUCUCUCUGCCCGCUGAAGCCUCUCGACCUGACGUCAUUCUCAAGGGUAACCAGAUGACCCUGGUGUUCAUGGAGAGAGAAUACUCUUCACCUGAAGAACCACACCUCGGGAUAGUCCACAUGGUAGAGGGAAGCUUCCGCCACGCCCUGACGGGCAAUGUGGUGUCUAGAGAGGAACUCAUGAUGGUUCUGGUGAAGUUAGAGUCUCUCCAGAUCAGAGCUCUCCACUCCCAGUCUGCCCACACUGUGUCGCUACGCGGGGCCGUGCUGGAGGGAGCGCAGACCCUGCCCACGGGGCGUCAUGCCAACAACGUAGAGAUCUGCCUCUGUCCUGCUAACUACCAGGGAGACUCCUGUCAGCAAUGUUCUCCAGGGUACUACAGAGACACUAAAGGUCUGUUCCUGGGGAAGUGUGUUCCCUGCAACUGUAAUGGCCACUCUGACCAGUGUCUGGACGGGUCUGGAGUCUGUGAAAACUGUCAACACAACAGGGCUGGAGACCACUGUGAGAAAUGUCAAGGUGGUUUCCAUGGUAACAACUCUCGAGAUGGACAAUCCCUCUCCUGUGACACCUGCCCCUGUCCUCUGCAGGUGUCCUCCAACAAUUUUGCAGUGGGCUGUGUGGAGAAACUCAACAAGAUGCAGUGUCUGUGUAUGCCUGGCUACGCUGGACCCCAGUGUCAAAGGUGUGCUCCCGGUUUCUACGGCAACCCCAUGGUUAUUGGCAGCGCGUGCCAGCCCUGCCAUUGCCAUGACAACACGGACCCCAACAUGCUGUUCAGCGACUGUGACGGGCUGACGGGCGAGUGUCACAGCUGCAUGCACAACACCGCCGGGACGCACUGUGAGAUCUGCGGCCCCGGUUUCUACGGUGACGCCGUCACUGCCAGGAACUGCACCAGAUGCAACUGCUCUCCCUGUGGCACAGCUUCUUGUGACCGUCACACAGGACAAUGUCAAUGUAAACAAGGUGUGACCGGACCACACUGUGACCGCUGCCAGGACGGUGCGUUUGGCUAUGAGUCGUGCUCCGGGUGUCGUCGCUGUGACUGUGACGCCGCGGCGGCCCUGGUCCAACCGUGUGACCCCAGGACCGGGUCGUGUGCCUGCCAACCAGGGAUCAGUGGCCCUAACUGUCGCCAGUGUGCCCCUGGGUACUGGGACUACAGCCCUGAGGGAUGCAGGAAGUGCCAGUGUCAGCACGGUCGCUGUGACCCUCGGACAGGGGAGUGUCGCUGUGGAGACGGCUUGACAGGCAGACAGUGUGACAGCUGUUCCCAUAGAUACAAUGUUCCUGUACAGCACGGACGUGACAUGACCUGUGAACCAUGUGACAGCUGUGUUGUAGUCCUGUUGAAGGAUCUAGACGGUAUGACUGACAACUUUGGCUCAGUGUCUCAUCACCUGAUCAACCUCAGCGUCUCCUCUAUCCCCUGGGCUCAGCUACACAACCUGAGCAGAUCCGUGAACGAUAUCGCUAAUGCCAUAGAGAACUACAGCGAUACUCUGGAUGAGAGCAGUAAUAGAGUGGACAUGUUGGAGGGAGAGUUCAUCAACAUCAAUUCAGACAUCAAUGACCUGGAGGGGAAGGUGUUGGCGACAGCAGACAAAGCAAACACUCUGGAGGACAGCGGCACUAACACGCAUCAGAGAGCCCGGGACCUGCUCUCACACAUCAAGAGCAUCAUGGGCAAGGUGAAAGACCUCAUGCUGCAGGUAAAACGCACGGUUCUGAAUGAGACAGAAGUGGAGCAGGAGGAGGAAGACCUCUCUAAGAACAUACAGCAGGUGGAGGCCAUGCUGAGAGAGAUGAGAUUCAGGAGCUGUGUCGGCCAGAAGAAGAUAGCCGACAGAGAGCUGUCCGAGGCUGAGAAACUGCUGGAGAAGGUGAAAGACCAGCUGGUGAGUCGUGUGGUGGAGAACGAGGGCUUGGUGAAGAACAUCAGGGACCGUCUGAGGAAGUUCCAUGACCAACUGAUGGACCUGAGGGACGCUCUGAACCAGGCAGUUAAAAACACGGCCGUCGCCUCCGAUUCUAACGCUGUUAAUGAGAAGAGGCUGGAGGACUGCCAGCAACACGCGGAUGAGCUGAAUGUGAAGAACAAGGAGGUGGAGGAUCUCCUGCAGAUGGCAGAGGAUGACGUGGCCGCUGUCAAUGACAUGCUGUCUAUGCUGCACGACUCCAAGGAGGACUAUGAGCGUCUGGCAGCCCAGUUGGAUGGUUCCAGGAUGCCCUUGGCAGAGAAGGUGUUGGAGUUUUCCCCCUCCGCCAGUAAGAUACCCCUGGUGGAGGCAGCAGAGAAACAUGCUGAACUACUCAAUGAGCUGGCCAUGAACCUCGCCAGUGUGAUCUCCAACACCAACGAGGACGGUUUCAUCCAGCGAGCCGCGAACGCGUCCCGGGCGUUCUCCGACAUCGUAGACGCCGUCAGAGCCGCUGAGACUGCUGCCAACCAGGCUGCUAUGGACGCACUGGCGAAUGUACAGGAUAAGGACCUGGGCCAGACAGCUAAAGGUCUGAGGAAACACAGUAUUGAACUGUUGAACCAGGCUGUCAAACUACAGGAAGAUGUCAGUAAUGAUUUGAAACUUCAGCUCCAGGAUGCUAAGACUCGUCUGGAUGAGGCCAGAGACAAACAGGAGACUCUACUGAACGACCUAGAGAUGGUGCAGAGUAGCCUCAACUUCAGUCGAGAGGAGACAGCUAGUGACAUUGAGGAAGCUAAAGCAUCUGCGGAGGAGGCCAACAGUACAGCAGCGAGAGUAAAGGACACCCUGGCCCCUCUCAAGGAGCAGCUGGACCAAUGGCAGCAGCAGUACGGAGACGCCAACACCAACAACAAUGACAUCCACAAGGCCUUCCUGGAGGCCAACACCUCUGUGGGUAUGUUGGGUGAGGCCAUCCCAAUACUGAUGAAGAAGCUGGACAAGCUGCAGAACCACUCAGCCCAGAUGCCCAACAUCUCAGAGAACAUCCUCAGGAUCAGACAGCUCAUCGCUGAGGCUCGCAAGGCAGCCAGCAAGGUGAGCGUACCUGUGAAGUUCAACGGGACAUCAGGUGUGCAGGUGCGCACCCCCAGUAACCUGGCAGACCUGGCAGCUUACACCUCCCUCAAGUUCUACAUCACCCUGCCCGAGGCCUCACGCGGCCGCAGACAGGACCAACCAGACAAACAGUUUGUCUUUUACCUCGGAAACAAGGACUCCAGUAAGGAGUUCCUGGGAAUGAUGCUGGAAGGGCACAGACUGCACUGGCUCUUCAAUGUGGGUGGAGACACGGCCGAGGUGGAGAUGCCGGAAGAUGUCCAAACAGAUGGCAACUUCAACAACGUGGUCCUGGAAAGGAUCCUUCAGUACGGUCAGAUGGCCAUGACUUCGGAGACCAGGGUGACCAAGGCCAUGGUGGAUGCAGUAGGGGACAGCGGACUGCUCAACCUCCAGACUGAAGAGACUGUGUUCUAUGUGGGAGGGUACCCUGACACAUUCACGGUGAGAGGGAGCUGUGUGUCCGUGUCCGGUUCGAAGGACCACAAUGUAUCCACAGCCUUUCCUCCUUCCAGCUCCAGUUGCCCCCAUGUAUCUGGAGACCUGGCUGAGGAGGUGCUCUCUUUAUCCUUUGAGGAAUCUUCCAUCUCAACACCACCGAGGAGAAACCAUGUGGAAGCUGGAGACCUGAAGGAGGAUACAGGGAAGAUGCAGCGCUUUGAACAGGAAGUUAAACUGAUGAGUCACAACGGCAUCCUCUCAUGCUCCUCAGCCAGGUCAGAGGUCACGCACUGCUGCUGGGGUUUUGAGUCCGAGUUCACUAUGCGGGAGAAGUUCCUGAGCUUGGCGGUGCGUCAGGGACGUCUCAGGGUCUUCUAUGACAUCACUGGUUCUCUACAGGAGCUGGAGCCUAAAGAUCCAGACUCCCCUUACCUCAAGAUCAGCGACGCUGAACCCAAAUCUUUGGAGAUUAUCCUCCUCUACGAUACGACCACGCGUGUUGUGGUGAGGAACAACCGCCAAACCCUGCUCAACUACGUCUUCACCACUCCCCUGCCGCGCUCCGAAGCCAGCUACUACCUGGCCGGUGUACCAGAGGACAAGAUGCCUGAAAGCCUGAAGGCCCUGUUCCCUCUCCAGGGCUCUCUGAAGGGCUGUUUUAGAAACGUCAAGGCCAUGAAUUCUCACAUCGACCUGAAGAGGAUGCCCAGCUCUGGGGUCAGCUACGGCUGUGCCAAUGACCUACUGGUGGCCCGUGAGGCCCACUUCUCAGGCCAGAGUUACCUGGACUUGUCUCCAGACAGCAUCCCUGGUCUCAGGAACAACUUCUACGCCGGGUUUGGCUUCCGCUCUGACCAGAAGAACGGACUCAUGUUCUACCACCAGGCUCAGUCUCUCUACAUUCACCGCUGUGCCUAUCCUUCUAAGUUUACCCCAGCUCAGACAGUCAGAAAGAAAGUGAGAGGACACAGUCACAGACAACACUACAGGGUGGUGUCCACUAAGCUCUGCAGGGUGGUGUCCACUAAGCUCUACAGGGUGGUGUCCACUAAGCUCUACAGGGUGGUGUCCACUAAGCUCUACAGGGUGGUGUCCACUAAGCUCUACAGGGUGGUGUCCACUAAGCUCUACAGGGUGGUGUCCACUAAGCUCUGCAGGGUGGUGUCCACUGAGCUCUACAGGGUGGUGUCCACUAAGCUCUACAGGGUGGUGUCCACUAAGCUCUACAGGGUGGUGUCCACUAAGCUCUGCAGGGUGGUGUCCACUAAGCUCUGCAGGGUGGUGUCCACUAAGCUCUGCAGGGGGGUGUCCACUAAGCUCUGCAGGGUGGUGUCCACUAAGCUCUGCAGGGUGGUGUCCACUAAGCUCUACAGGGUGAUGUCCACUAAGCUCUACAGGGUGGUGUCCACUAAGAACUGCAGGGUGGUGUCCACUAAGCUCUGCAGGGUGGUGUCCACUAAGCUCUACAGGGUGGUGUCCACUAAGCUUUGUGUGGUGGUGUCCAUGGCAGGCAUACAGAACAGCCCUCUGCUCCUGACCCUGUUCUCCAACAGUGAGAGUGUAGAGGAGCAGUUAGACUCAGACUCCCGCUCUCCUCUCACAGAGAGACCCAACAUGACCUCGUCCAGAGACUGCAACAUGCUCCACAAACACCACAUGGGAUCCUGCCAAGUGGUGGGGUUCUGGAGCCACCAGGGGGAGCUCUGGGGCAGCGGUAAAAUGAGGUUUCCCUGCACGCCCUGCUCUACUCCUGGCCCACCACGCUCCUCCAGGCCCUCUGGCCCCUCGCCCAACACAGUUACCCCAGGGCGAGGACUGCUGCUGGGUACACGAUCUCCAGGCUUCCCCUGCCUGGAUCCCCCACCCCUAGAUCUCCUCGUAGGUGCCAGACCAGGAUGA
Messenger RNA from Oncorhynchus gorbuscha (pink salmon), 10644 nucleotides. Its product is annotated as laminin subunit alpha-5-like. The record is from RefSeq and is a predicted model, not a curated record. Gene Ontology annotation, biological process: regulation of embryonic development; regulation of cell adhesion; regulation of cell migration. NCBI's taxonomy places the organism in Eukaryota, Metazoa, Chordata, Actinopteri, Salmoniformes, Salmonidae. Gene Ontology annotation, molecular function: signaling receptor binding.